AUGUCAUCGACCCUCAUCACUCGACCUUUGCUUUCCCAGAGGGCUGCUCGCUUGAUCGCCAGUCCCAACGCUGCUCGAUCGUUUAGUGCUACUCCGACCGCCAAUGAAACUCUCAAGGAGAUCGAAACUCGACUCAAGUCAGUUCGAAACAUUGGCAAGAUCACCAAAUCGAUGAAGAUGAUCGCGACCACUAAACUAAACAAGGCCCAACGAGCCAUGAACGAUGCCAAGGCGUAUGGAGAAGCCAACGCUGUAGUCUUUAAGGAGUCGUCACUCUCCGAGGAACUGGCAUCAGGAGCAGACUCCAAAAAGACCCUGUUUGUCGUCAUCAGCAGUGACAAGGGUUUAUGUGGUGGAAUUCAUUCCAGCGUCUCUAAACGUACCCGAGCUGAGCUCGGUGAGAAUAGCGAGACGCAGAUCGUCGUGGUUGGGGAUAAACCAAAAACUCAGCUCAGUCGAAUUGUGCCGAAGAACAUCGUGCUCUCAUUCAAUCAGAUCGGCAAACAAGUUCCAAACUUUGCCGAUGCUUGCGUUAUUGCCGAUUUGAUUGAGGAGAAAAAGCUUGACUUUGACAAAGUCAAGUUGAUCCACAACAAAUGGAUCAGUGCGUUGAGCUAUGAAUCUACGGUAGUCGAGGUUUACAACGCGGAUACCCUCAAAUUGGCUCCCAAGUUUGCCGCUUACGAAGUGGAGGAUGACCAAUUGAUCAAAGAUUUGUCCUCGUUUGCCAUGACCAAUGCUAUCUACACUGCCCUUGUCGAGGGCUAUGCUACCGAGAUCUCGGCUCGUCGAAAUGCAAUGGACAAUGCGACCACGAACUCGCAAACGGUCAUCGGCGGAUUACAAAUGAAGUUCAACCGAAUGAGACAAUCGCAAAUCACUAACGAUCUUGUCGAUAUUAUCACUGGAGCCAACGCAUUGUAA
Molecule: messenger RNA, 924 nt
Organism: Puccinia triticina
Lineage: Eukaryota; Fungi; Basidiomycota; Pucciniomycetes; Pucciniales; Pucciniaceae
Exons: 5
Coding region: 1-924 (307 amino acids)
Biological process (GO): proton motive force-driven ATP synthesis
Molecular function (GO): proton-transporting ATP synthase activity, rotational mechanism
Source: RefSeq, a predicted model, not a curated record